AUGCACUGCCAGGCACUCGCCGGCAAUAAGAACAGAGGUUUUAAACAGGAGUUUGAGGAUCUUAAUGAAGUUGGCAAAGACCUCUCUACCAGAGUUGGGGAAUUGGAGGCUAACAGAGUAAAGAACAGAUACCCCUACAUUUUGCCAUAUGACCACUGUCGGGUGAGGCUAUCCAUCCAGAACUCCCAUCCACACACUGACUACAUCAAUGCAAAUUAUGUGCCUGGUGGAGGAACAGAAAGAGACUUCAUCUGCACUCAGGGUCCGCUGUACAACACCAUGGCUGACUUCUGGAGGAUGGUGUGGGAGCAAAACGUCAGGAUAGUCGUCAUGGUGACAGCUCUGAAACAGAAGGACAUAGUGAGAAAAGAUACAUUUAGUCUGUGUGCAUGCCUGUUGCAUGUGCUUUGUGAAAAGUACUGGCCUCCGGAACGAGGGACAGUUUAUCAUGGACUGAUCCAAGUGACGACAGUGACCUGCAAACAAGGUCCAGACUAUUUUAUCACCACUAUUAACCUCAGACAGAGAGACUGUCCAACAGACAGGAUAAUCACACACUACUACUACCCUGCCUGGCCAGAUCGGGGCAUCCCCAAAAAAGUGUCCUCACUCUGUGCCUUCACUGAGCAUGUGCGGCAACAUUUGAAGGCCAUUCCACGCCUGGGGCCAGCUGUGGUGCACUGCAGUGCAGGUGUUGGCCGAUCUGGGACAUUUGUAGCACUGUUGUGGCUGAUGCAGCUGUGUGCGAGGGGCAUCCGGCCUGAUGUCAGAGCUGCUGUGGAGGACCUACGGCUACAUCGAAUGUGGAUGGUCCAGAAUCUGGAGCAGUACAUAUUUAUUCAUCAGUGUCUUCAUCACUGGCUCAGCGGAGGAGCCUCAGCAUGCAGCCCCCAGACUCAGGGUGCCACUUCAAACAUUAACCACGCUUUGGAUGGGCCUCACAGCUCCUCAGGACCCAGAGACCGAACGGGGAGGAGGAGACAUCACCAUCACAGACAGAAACCUCCAUCAGACCAACCGCAGAACACAAUGCAGAAGAUUUUACACCCUGGAAACCUGCUGAGGAGGUUGCUGCCCUCCUCAUCAGUUUAA
This is a messenger RNA of Scomber japonicus (chub mackerel), 1092 nucleotides long. RefSeq names its product receptor-type tyrosine-protein phosphatase V-like. The coding region runs from base 1 to 1092 and encodes 363 amino acids. Gene Ontology annotation, biological process: protein dephosphorylation. Lineage: Eukaryota; Metazoa; Chordata; Actinopteri; Scombriformes; Scombridae. Gene Ontology annotation, molecular function: protein tyrosine phosphatase activity. The record is from RefSeq and is a predicted model, not a curated record. The transcript is spliced from 9 exons.